Molecule: messenger RNA, 2783 nt
Organism: Xiphias gladius (swordfish)
Lineage: Eukaryota; Metazoa; Chordata; Actinopteri; Istiophoriformes; Xiphiidae
Product: trafficking protein particle complex subunit 14-like
Exons: 13
Coding region: 69-1910 (613 amino acids)
Biological process (GO): cilium assembly
Cellular component (GO): TRAPPII protein complex
Molecular function (GO): alpha-tubulin binding
Source: RefSeq, a predicted model, not a curated record
AUUGUUCGCGACUCUGCGCGUUGCCUCUGGUCCUGCUCCUGCCCGCUCAGCCUCCUCCGGUCGUCGCCAUGGUGCAGAUGAUGGAGUCGCAGUGCGAGUAUUUCAUGUAUUUCCCGGCGGUGCCCAUCACGGACCUGUCGGACCCGGCCCGCUACCGCACUCUGCCCCGCCGGAGCCACCUCUACCUGGGGGAGACGGUCCGCUUCCUUCUGGUGCUGCGCUGCAGGGACGCGGGGGCGACGCCGACCGAGCACGGCCCCGCAGGGGCCGGGGAUGGCACUGCAGCAGGUUUCGGGACGGAGUCAGCCAGUAGCCGGGCGUGGAGGGAGCUGGCCGGCUCUCUGUGCGCUGUGGCCAGCGUGAGUCCAGGUGAGAGCGGCCGCCACCGCGGCAACCACCACCAGCAUCCCCACGACUACCAGAGCAGUGGGGACGAGGCUAACGAAGACGGCGAGGACGACUACAUUGCAGCAGCGGAGGCAGCGAUUGCAGCGCUUGGCAGCAGGGUGGACUCACGGUGUCGGAGCUUCAGGGACUGCAAACCACUGCUCAUCCACAACUCUUCUGGGACGGCGUCGAGGGAGUUCCGCAGGGCACCUGUUCAGUCUCCUCUGGACGAGCCGGUGGUUUUGACAGAUGAAGUGAUCUUCCCCCUCACCGUCUCUCUGGACAAACUCCCUGUCAGCACGCUAAAAGUCAAGGUGAUGGUCACGGUGUGGAAGAGGGAGGCUGAGAAAGUGGAGGUGCAGGAACUUGGCUACCUGAGUGUCCUGCAGCAACGAGAACCGACACACACCUUCAGACACGACCUGAACACCUUCAAGGCUCAGGUGAGCACCACUCUCACCGUCCUGCCGCCUCCAACCGUCCGCUGUAAGCAGAUGACCGUCUCUGGGAGGCACCUCGCCGUCCUCAAAGUGUUGAACGAGUCUUCUCAGGAGGAGGUGAGUAUUCGGGAUGUUCGAAUUUUGCCAAACCUGAACGCCUCCUACCUUCCCAUGAUGCCAGACGGCUCCGUGCUGCUGGUGGACAAUGUUUGUCAUCAGUCAGGUGAGGUCGGCAUGGCGUCUUUCUGCAGGGUGGACAGCCUGGCUGGCCACCUUCCCAGCAUGCUCAGUGCUUUGGAGGAGCAUGACUUCUUGUUCCAGCUGCACCUCAAUGACAUGCCGCAAGACGACUCCAACGAGGGGCUGGAGGUUCCCUUGGUCGCUGUGCUGCAGUGGUCAACUCCCAAGAUGCCUUUCACCAACUGUAUCUACACCCACUACCGGCUGCCCAGUAUCCGUCUGGACCAGCCACGGUUCGUCAUGACGGCGAGCUGCCCGAGCACCGUCCGGGUGAAGGAGCACUUCAAGGUCAAAUAUGUUCUGCUCAACAACCUGCAGGACUUCCUGGCUGUGCGGCUCGUCUGGACUCCAGAGGGUCGCGGUCAGGGGGAGGAUGCAGCGCUGGCCGCUGUGGUCUGUCACACUCCUCUCAGUAACCUCGGUCACUGUCGGAAAGGAAGCACCCUGUCCUUCAGCGUGGCCUUCCAGAUCCUCAGACCAGGACUGUACGAGCUGAGUCAGCAUAUGAAGCUGAAGCUUCAGUUCACAGCCUCGGUUUCCAACCCUCCACCUGACGCUCGGCCCCUGUCGCGUAAGAACAGCCCAUCAAGCCCGGCAGUGCGAGACCUGUUGGACCGACACCAGGCCAGCCUGGGUCGAUCUCAGUCCUUCUCCCACCAGCAGCCAUCCUGGUCCCACAUCAUGAGGACGGGCAGUGCCAUGGAGCGACGGGCCAUCACCCCCCCUGUCGGCUCUCCGGUCGGUCGGCCACUCUACCUGCCGCCGCAGGACAAAACGCUGCUGUCGCUGGACAAGAUCGCCAAGAGGGAGUGUAAGGUCCUGGUGGUGGAUCCUGUCAGCUAGGGAGCGAGGAAGCGAGGAGGAAAGGAAGCGAGGAGGGACAGAGGAUAGAGAUCGAAGGACGAGGAAAGCCCUCACACGCAGGAAAACCCCCCUGAAACUCCCCUGGAUGAGCCUCGCAGGCAGAUUACAGCGAAAGAAAGUGAAAAAGGACUGGAGAGGAAAACCAUCUCCCCUUCAGCUUCUCCUCAUCUCUCAGUUUCCCCGAAACUGAAACCGAACCCCAAGCUUCGGUGUAACCAGCUGCCCCGUGUUACUGGGGGGAGCCAUCUACGGCGACAGCCGGAAGCUUUGGGUGGUGGAUCAGGUGUCCUGAGAAUAGGAAGAGCGAUCGGAAGGUGAAGAGCGGGAAUGGGAUGAACAAACUUUGAAUGCUUUAAAAUGAAAAAUUUCAUGUGAUGUAUUAUCAUGUUUCUGUAUUAUUUAAAGGUACGUGACAGAAAAAACAGUACUGACGAGGCACUGUGCAUAGAGGGUUUUUAAGCUGUGAUCAGUGGAUUUAAAAAUGGUUAAUAAAUCAUUUAUUGCUGCUUUACAGAUCAGUUAUAAGACAUUCAUAAGAACGGUUGCCAGAAAAUUCCUCCUGCAACACGACACUUUGUCUUUUUAUCGCUUUCGCUCAUGAGGGACACGUCUCCAACAGACUUUUGACCACUGAUCUUAUGGAAAAGCUGCAGGACAUCUGGACCAAGAUCCAGUCAGAAACAAAAUCCAUCUAUUAAACAGUAAUAAAUUCAUUAAUUACCGCUUAUAAAUCUUUUGUAAAUGAGGCCUUGUCAGAAAGUGAUACCGGAAAGACUGUAGUUUUAUAUAUUAUGCGGAAGUAACCACACAGGAGGUAGAAGUUGGCGAUUUAUUUCAGUGUUAUUAUCAGUC